Molecule: messenger RNA, 891 nt
Organism: Coffea eugenioides
Lineage: Eukaryota; Viridiplantae; Streptophyta; Magnoliopsida; Gentianales; Rubiaceae
Product: ATP-dependent DNA helicase PIF1-like
Exons: 1
Coding region: 1-891 (296 amino acids)
Source: RefSeq, a predicted model, not a curated record
AUGCAUUCAGAUUCUGUUGAAAGUUUAGAAGAAUUCAGCAAAUGGAUUUUAGAUUUGGGUGAAGGAAAAUUACCAGCUAUUUCCUUUGAUGAUGAAGACGAAUCUACUUGGAUAGAGAUUCCUGAUGAUCUACUCAUUCCUCAGGAUACUGACUGCAUACACUGCAUUAUUGAUAGUACGAAACCUGAUCUAUUGGCUAAUUAUAAUAAUGCUUCAUAUCUUCGCAAUAGAGCUAUUCUUGCCCCGACCAAUGAUGUUGUUGAUGAAGUAAAUUCUGUUAUUCUAUCAUCCAUUCUUGGCCAUUCUAGGAUAUACUUAAGUGCUGAUAGAAUCUGUCCCACCUCUGAUUGCGGACUUGAGCAAGCUUCUUUAUACCCUGUUGAGUUUUUGAAUACACUUAAAUUCUCUGGAAUUCCAAAUCAUUCAAUUGAGUUAAAGGUUGGAAUUCCAAUUAUUCUGCUACGCAAUAUGAAUCAGAGUCGGGGUCUAUGCAAUGGUACACGGUUGAUAAUUACAAAUCUGGGAGAUAACAUCAUAGAAGCUGAAAUGAUUACAGGGUCAAGUAUAGGGACAAGAUUUUUCAUUCACAGGAUUGACAUGACUCCUACGGAUUCAAAAUGGCCUUUUGUGAUGAUUCGACAUCAGUUUCCUAUUAAGGUUUGUUUUGCUAUGACAAUAAAUAAGAGUCAAGGCCAAACUUUUGAUAACGUUGGAGUGUACUUGACAAAACCUGUAUUUAGUCACGGCCAAUUAUACGUUGCUGCUUCUCGAGUAACCUCCCGUCAAGGAUUGAAGUUUUUGAUCAAGGAUGAUCGAAAUCCGGAAAAUUGUCGUACAAGAAAUAUUGUUUAUCGAGACAUAUAUGAUAAUUUACGCAUUGGUAUAGGUUAA